Molecule: messenger RNA, 1341 nt
Organism: Phaeodactylum tricornutum CCAP 1055/1
Lineage: Eukaryota; Bacillariophyta; Bacillariophyceae; Surirellales; Neidiaceae
Exons: 3
Coding region: 250-1341 (363 amino acids)
Biological process (GO): pyrimidine nucleotide import into mitochondrion
Cellular component (GO): mitochondrion
Molecular function (GO): pyrimidine nucleotide transmembrane transporter activity
Source: RefSeq, a predicted model, not a curated record
UUUCAUUCCCGUUAUUUCGUCUCUAUUUUCGGCCGUCGAUGAAUUGUUCACGGUAAGGCGUUUCUAACAUCAUUCUGGAAUAAAGGGAUUAUUGCAUCCUAGUCAAUGGUCGUAUCGGCGUCGAAUACAUACAGUGAUCUCUAUUCUCUCCAAACAUCACAGUUGCCGGACUUCAUCCCUUCAUGCCCCUAGUUGUUUUUCGACUUUACUUCGGCAACACGAUUUUACCUACGACUCCUAGUGUUCAUCAUGACGAGAACGCAAUGCCACUACGGGUCGGCAGAGCCAACACGGACGGUGGACGAUGGCGAUACCGACACCUCCACUACUUCUACUCCGACUAGACUCAAUUCGGAGUCAGCGCCCGACGGGAGUGAGGCUACGCUAGCAAACCGUCGGCGAGCGACGAUUCGCGAACGCGACUCUACCUAUCUAUGGAGCUCCUUGGCAGCCGGAGCCGGUAGCGGCGCUGUGGCCAGUGUGAUCUGUGCACCACUCGAUUUACUGCGUACCCGCCUCCAGGUGUGGGGAGAUGUGCACGCAAAGACCGAUAGCGGUCAGAUGUCGAUUGUACGCAUGAUACGAGAGAUGAUUGCCAAAGAAGGAUACCGCGGGUGUUUUCGCGGACUGGGAGCCACAUUGGUCACCGUGCCAGCUUUUUGGGGAGUCUAUUUCCCUCUAUAUGAUGAAACGAAACGCUACUGGGCUUGUCGACAUCCCGAGCUUAAUCCAGCUCUGAUUCAUAUGGGUUCAGCCGUAUUGGCUGGAGCCGUAUCGGAUAUUAUUUGUAACCCUAUGUUUGUCGUUCGGACCAGACUCCAAACCGAAGCCUUGCACCAGCUCGACAACCACUCGAAUACAGGAAGCCGCGGUGCAAUUAAACUCAGCAUGAUCCAAACAGCCCGAGGACUGUACCAAGACGGUGGAGCGCGGAUUUUUUGGCGUGGCAUGUCGGCCAACCUUAUGGGACUUUCGCACGUGGCAGUGCAAUUUCCAGUCUACGAGAUCUUAAAGCUCAAAUUGGCCCAUACGAAGAAACAGCCGUCCGCCGUGGAUUUGUUGAUCGCCAGUGGGUUAAGCAAAAUGACAGCUUCCUUGUUGACGUAUCCCCACGAAGUGAUUCGAUCACGAAUGAUGGAUAGCCGGAGUGCCAGCGUGCGAUUCACUACCACGUGUCGGCGGAUCUACGCCAAGGAAGGUAUGAUUGGCUUUUACGCAGGUCUGCCGAUUAGCUUGAUUCGGGUCAUUCCCAAUACUUGCAUAACGUUCUUGACCUACGAAAUGUUUCUACGCUAUGCGAAAGACAAGAUCAGGAAGCAACGAGAGAACGAGCGCCUAUAA